AUGGAGCCCUUGGCCGAUUUUGAGUUCAAUUUGCCAGAAGCUGCUAAUGAAGCCUCGUACCUCCUUGAUGAUUGUACCACUCUCGAGUUUGCGCCAGAGACUGGAGCCGAUUCGCUCGUGUUUGCAGAAGAUAACCUUGAUCAUCUUACGAGGCAAUUACGAGCUGAAGCGAUUCGAAAUUCUUCGACCACAAUCGAACAAGUUAGAGAAGCGUUCCAGAUGACUGAAGAUGAGGAAAUCACUGUGAUGGAGAACAUCGACUAUGACAACUACAGGUUUCCUCCGUUAUAUGAACCUCUGAAUUUCCUCGAAAUGAAAGCUGCUUUGGGGGAUGGAAAUAUCACUGAUGCUUGUCGAAGUGCAAUUAUCACUGUACUUUACCAACAACAUUUCAAAGAGGAACUUGUAGGAGACAGAGCUUACAUGCUGAAGACUUUUAGUGAUCCUUCCAAAUGGAUUGAAAUUUCUUCCGAAGAAAGAUCUCAAAUAGUCAUUUCGGAGAACAUGCCUUCGGAAGAUGAUAUCGAUACACCCACUUACGCUGCCAAACAAAUCACUGUAUCCGAAGGAGAUUCAGAGGGUGCAACGACAUUGACAGCUGAAGGAAUAGCAGUUUAUUGUAUGAUCUCAGCGAGAAAGUUCGCCGAAGAUCUACAUAGAGAUAUUUCGAAUUAUACCUAUUCUACUCUCUCAGAUGUGCCGCAAGAGGUGUUGAGUAUGGUACCGACACGAACCGUUCCUCAAAUCAGCGCAUCAUGGGAUUCCGUCCAUCGUGCUUACGAAAUCGGGCUUAAUCAAAAGACAAGAGAGAGUAUUCUCAACGCCGAGCGACAUAGUAGACUUGAAACGUUCAGGAAUUGGCCUGUGACAACCCUCUGA
This is a messenger RNA of Kwoniella botswanensis, 879 nucleotides long. RefSeq lists its product as uncharacterized. Lineage: Eukaryota; Fungi; Basidiomycota; Tremellomycetes; Tremellales; Cryptococcaceae. The coding region runs from base 1 to 879 and encodes 292 amino acids. The transcript is spliced from 2 exons. The record is from RefSeq and is a predicted model, not a curated record.